CCAAUGUGCAAAUCUGAUCGUGACCAACCCACCCAGAGUGCCGCGAUUUGAAAAUUUUCGGCCGACAGCGUCGUUGGAUCUCACCUCCACAUUUUUAUCCCGGCACCCCACAAUCACAGAUUGCGUGCCCGCGCUCGCAUGCGAGUUGGGUUCGCACGAAGUGGUUGCUGUAUGGGACUCUAGAGCUUUGUUUCCAUGUUUCUGCCGUCGGUUUCAUGAGCUUCAUUAACUAGUGGCUUAUGGGAGGUCAUAUAAAAUGGAAAGAUAAUACGAGGUAUGUUGGCAAUGUUAUCGAUGGAUGACUGUUUUGGGUUCACCUGAGAUGUUGCGAGAGUCACUCCCGAACUCCACAACUACAUCACGAUGGAGACUGUGACCAAGAGGCCAACAUUUGUGGAUAGCAGCAUCCCUAUCGAGAUUGUGGAUGACGACGAAUUGGCUGCUAUCGAGACAGCCUUUCUCCAAGUUUCUUCCGUGCAGUCCGCUCUGUCCCAUCCUAAAACUUAUGUUCCUUUGACUUGUGACCCACCAUUGCGACGAGUGCGCUCGUUAGCGGAGUCUGCCAAUUAUUGGUUAACGCAAUGUCUUAACGUACAAGACCGCGCAAAAAUCCUAGAAGGAGGAACGAAUUCCGAGACUCACAUCGGAGUGCAUUCCACCUCCUCUACCUCUCGUUCCACUGAAAUUUCAUUACACCCAUCUGUUGAGUGCUGUUAUUCACGGGACAAAGCAUUGGAUUCCAAGGAUGAGACAGAAGCUAUUCAAGUUGAACCACCUAGAGGGGAUACUCAUGAGGUAGGCAACACAGUAGCUCCGGAUAUUGAAGACCUACCAUGUUGCAAAGAUGGAGAUAAAAGCCAGGCAGAAGAGGCACCUCCUGAGCCCAAGCCGAGAUGCCUAUCUGUCACGGAUUUCACUGCAUUUGAAUGGUGUGAAAAACAAGUGGAAUUUGCGAAGAGGCUGGGGAAGCCUAAACAGACGGAAGCCAUGAAAGCAGGGAGUGCUCGGCACGCCGAACUUGAAGUAGAGGUAUUGAAAAAGGUAGAAGUAGAAAUUACGUCCAAGGAGGACUCUUGGGCAAUGCGGCUAAUCAAUUUUAUUACUGGUGCACGACAAAUGUUAGCCGAAGGAAUGACGCGAGAGCUGCCUGUAGUUGGUUUGAUUGGAGGGGCAUGGGUAGUUGGUAUUAUUGAUGAACUGAAGCUAUGCGAUCGAGACGGUAUGCACCGUCCCCAAUUAAUAGACACAAAAACUCGCAACAAGCCUACACCACCAUCAUCACCUCAAAAACAGAAUGGAAGGAUGCAGCUCAUGGUGUAUAAAUGCAUGUGGGACAAUAUAGUAACAUCGGGGAUUCCUUUCAACGAUUUCUUUGAGCACUUUAGGUUGCGUCCUCAACACCUUCUUUCGGAGGAUAUCAGGGUUCAUGCAGCAGAAGUUUUUCCAGAUGCAAAGGUCGAAAAUCUGCAAGAUGUUGCUCGGAUGUACUCCAAAGAGUGUAUUACGUUUCCAGAGUCUCACAGCUUGCUUCUCUUGAGAUAUGAAUGGCAAGCAGAUCGAUCAUUGUUGGGGCAGGAUGAGUUUGACAUCGAGCGUGAGUGGUUGGAUCUCCGAAUAAACUGGCACCUCGAGUUCUGGCAUGGGCUUAGGGAGCCGGCCUAUGUACCUGAAGAUGAAACUUGGAAAUGUCGCUAUUGCACCUUCGCUGAGUUAUGCCCAGCAGUUCAAGCACUCAGCCUGGGCAAUGAACCGAAGGCUAUGGAACAGAACACACAAAAUCAGAACUCUCAGCUAAAUGGUGGCAGUGGGCACAGCCAAAAGCCUUGAUCCAAUAUUUCUAAUAGACAAGUUAAAAAAUAGAGUUUCAAAAGUUCAAAUUGAACAUCAAAUUAUGACAACAUACAGCUUGGUAAUUGGGUAUUUACAUCUAUUAUUGGCUCUCCCUGUGAAGAUGGGGACUAUCCAUUAUUUUCUCACUUGAAGUUGAAUCCAACUUGUAUUUGUUAUUAUUGGUAUUUGUACACAAUUUAUUUUAAAUCUAUAUGGUCUUCAAUUGUAAUAAUUGAAGCCUUGUUCUCA
Molecule: messenger RNA, 2079 nt
Organism: Physcomitrium patens
Lineage: Eukaryota; Viridiplantae; Streptophyta; Bryopsida; Funariales; Funariaceae
Product: exonuclease V, chloroplastic
Biological process (GO): interstrand cross-link repair
Cellular component (GO): nucleus
Molecular function (GO): single-stranded DNA 5'-3' DNA exonuclease activity
Source: RefSeq, a predicted model, not a curated record